Molecule: messenger RNA, 11227 nt
Organism: Dreissena polymorpha
Lineage: Eukaryota; Metazoa; Mollusca; Bivalvia; Myida; Dreissenidae
Product: lysosomal-trafficking regulator-like
Exons: 53
Coding region: 107-11227 (3706 amino acids)
Biological process (GO): intracellular protein localization
Cellular component (GO): cytosol; membrane
Molecular function (GO): protein kinase binding
Source: RefSeq, a predicted model, not a curated record
GCUGUAACCUUCUUGAUAAUAAACGGUUACCGCCCCUUUUGCAAUAUGGCUGUCAAAGUUUCAGCGACAGGAAAGAAUAUUGAUAUUACGCGAAUAACACGAUACAAUGUCUGAGUUAGAUGGGACCAGCAAGGGCACCAAUAUGCCCCACCUGCCGUGCCUGCGCGAGGUCUGGGAGAUCUACAUACAGGCUGUCAAGAGUCAAAACCAGUCAGCAAGCAAUGUUGAGAAGCAGUCAAGUCUGCUAGAUUUGUUAUUAUGCCUUUGUGCCAAGGAAAUGAAACAUGGACCUCUUCCAAACUUCAGUGACAUGACGGGCGUAUGCAAGCAGAUGUACAAGGAGUUUAUGAGUGACGUACUGCACAUCACGAGUCACUCAGAGCAUGAUGAUGUGACCCAGUUACAGACCUACCUCCUGCAGGGGCAGGGGUGGCUCAUGUUACAGAUCCUCUAUGAGAAAGGACCCCAGGAUGUGUCCAUCAGUCGAGACUUUUCCAACCUGCUGGUCCGCCUGUUGCCAUUGAUACUGAAAUUUCCACUGAGGAGCUCUUCCAACGAUGAUAUAGAUCCGUCUUCCUAUGAAAAUAUUUCGACAAUUACAACCAGCUUUCAAAAUACGCUGAUGAAAAAAAAAUCUAAGCAACAGUCAACCCAACAACAGUCCCUGCAGUUAAAAAGAAAUUCAAGUUAUUCAUCUCAAACUCUAGAAAAGAACCUAAGUGAAACAAUAAGUGGAAAGAAAAAAUUCUCCAAAAGAAAAUCUUGUGACAGUAAAGAGUCUAAAACUGAAGGGACAAAUGAAGAAGAUGACGACGAAAAAGCGGAAAAGGUUCGGAAGUUGAGAAAAAAGUUUCGAUACUGUAGUAUGCAGUCUGCAGGGGAGAAAAACAUUCAGAAUCAAGCAGGUUCUGAUUCAGAUGAUGAUGAAGAUCUGGCUGUCUUGCUAAAAAGUGUCAAUGUUCAGGACCAAAUGAUUACUUCAGGAUUUCACUUGUGUGUACUUGUACUGAGUAUCCUACGGGAACUUUGUGAAAGGGAUUUAGCAGAAAAGCAAGGGGGAAAACUCGUAUCCUUGUCGAGUUUGCCGGAUCUUAUGCAGUGUAUGAAGCUGUUGGAUACUGAGAAUAUACGUGUACAUAGUGAAUGGGAAAUGCAUGCAAAACAAGUAUUGAAGUUGUAUCUAUUGAGAGUGAUUAUACUCUGCUCAGGAAUUGCGUCGUGCCAGCAGAAUGGUCUAUCUGUGCUUCAAGGUCAUAAUGUCUUUGAAGAUAUUUUGUCGUCUGCAUGUGGUUUGGAAAUCCUUAAAAUUGAUGUAUUGUCGAUUGAACUUCUUAGUCAACACAAAACCGAAAUGCAUAUUGUUUCUGAUAUGGCCCUUGGAUUUCUUCUCAUUUUGACCCAGAUGUUUGAAAAUUUACCUUUCAAUCCAAGUUCAACGCAAACAGCAUUAUAUCUAGUUGAAGAGUACGAAGAAAACAAAGGUUUUCAGAUGUUUAAGAAAUGUGUACUUGUUAGAGAUUGGUUAAAAAAGGAAUUACAUGAAAAAUAUGAGAGUUUUAAUUGGCUGGAAGAUGAACCAAUCAGUGUGCUGAAUGCAUUUUUAAAUACACUUAAGAUGGUAAGGGUAAAUUAUGUUCAUUCAAUGAAAUGUGUGAAAAGGAGACACAACAGCUGCUCAUAUGCUGAAUACUUUGACCACCAUCACGAUACUCUCGGUGUGGCAGUUGGCUCAAGGUCUGCUGAUACGUUGGAACAUUUCACAUGGCAAUCCCAGCAGCCCAGAUUGCCUCACACUGGUCUCAUGUCACAGAAAAGCCAUCAAGUUACGUGCCUUGUUGCGAGUUGCACAAGAUUUCUCCUUGAUCUACUGGUAAAGGUCAGUUCGAAGAUCACGCGACUUGAACUUUUAAAAACCUUGAACACAUCGGGGGUUUGCUGCUGUAUGCAAUUAGAUGACAUUGUUUCAGCAUUUGUAGUUGGGUUGCAAACAUUUUCACCCGCAGUUGCCUCCUUCUGUGCAGAGACGCUUAAUAAGAUCAUACUGAAGCAAUUUUCUGGGAAAGCGUUUGUUCCUCAUGAAGGGUUAUGCUCUUUUUGUGAUGAGUCUAAGACAAGUGAACAGAUUAUGCAAGAUGCAGAUGGUGAAAAGAUUGUAACUGAAAAGGAGAUGGAUAGCGGCAUUGACGCGAGCGAUGUAAACUUUGAUCUUAAAUUCUCUUCUCAUCUAAUGCUAUCAAAAUGGAGUGCCAUUUCGCGGCUUAAGCCAUUAUUGUUCUCGCAUAAUGAAACCCUGGCAGUUACUUUAGCCAAACAUUUGCUGGUCCUAGCAAUAAAGGGCAACCCAUUCCUGAAAGCGGAAUUGUUUUUCAGUCUGUAUAUUUACGCCAUGGAGCUAAGCAACGAUACCUUGAUAGUAAACAAGAACAGUGCACAAUCAGUCAUAGACACUCAUGAACAAGGAAGUGUAGGACACAAAGAAGGAAUAAAAGACACUGAAAAUGUUUCUGUAACUGGUGACUACAGAGAGACUGAAAAAGUGACAAUAUUGAAAUCUGUACAAGUUCAUUGCCUGUCUGCUCUACCCUUCUUGUUACAGGCAAACAGCGUUAGCAAGGUAUUUCUCUCGAAUAAAGGUGUGCAAAAGCUAUGUGAGCAACUGGAAGAUGAAACUUUACAUAUGCCAGUUUUGAAAAUCUUUGAAGCACUGGUCAUCAUGGAUGAACACCAGUUCUGUAAGUCUCAAGAAGUGCCUCGGAGUUCAUGCCUGUUUCCGUAUAAAGGUGGCAGAGUUAUUGACGCCUUCAUAUUAGAACUCUCAAAAAGGUCCUUCAAUGAAAGUGACGUAUACAUUGACGAUUCCUGCAUUUCAACGCAGAGAAGAAUCAGACGAGAUAGCAUUGUGUUGUCAAAAUUUUUGCUUCCUGUUUUGGUAAAUCUUUGGAACACAUGUGCCAAACUUUGUCUUCAUAGCCAUGUUUUUGUGGCCAAAUUCAAAGAACAGCAUUGUUUAGCAAAAACAGAAGCGCUUUUGCUGGAAACCUUGGAUGUUGUUAUGAACCCCAAUUUGAUUGGUCCACUUAAGUCACAUGGUAGCACCGAAGCAGAGGAUUCUGGGAUGGAAGGAGAACCAAACACUGAGCUGGAAAAUGGCUGCCAGGAGAGUUUCUUACUGCGAGUGUCCCUGUUGGAGCACUUGAUGUGCACUAUAGGCGCUGCAACUCUCGCCCAGGAUAUGAAUUACACUGACCUGAAAAUCUGGCGGAAAGUACUGGAAAGAUUCAGUCACUCACCGAGGUUGGAAGCCACUAAGUUGAAGAGCAUUCUGGAUGCGGUUAUGGAAGCCGCCAUGCCCCUGUUCAUCCCUCUGCUGGCAUUUUCGUUCAGCAAAAAUAUCGCUCUAGUGUACUCGGGUGAGGACGAUGUGUACGAUGAAGACGAGGUGCGGCUGCUGCUGCAGUCAGGCACGGACGAUGACAAUGAUGUACAGACAGAGCAUGCGUAUGAUGCAGACAGCGAGGAUACGUCCACAGGAGUCACAGAGAAAGGUAAUCACAGCCGACAACCAUUAAAAAGUGGCUCCUCCCAGAAGAUGUACAUCCCGCUUACAUUUGUCCUGCUCUUUGACAUUCUUAUCAAGCUUCAUGAAGAUAGAGCUUGGGAAAGCAUCGUCGCCAGUGUGUUCCAUAAGCUGCUGCAGAACGCCCGCAUGGAUGGCAACAUGGCUAUUGAACUGAGUUCCCAGGGCAUAUUGUCCACAAUUCUGGAUGAGAAGGGUUUCUGGCCUACCUUGCUCCGCUACGACGCUGAUUCACCAUGUUUAGUGCAAGAACACCUCCUGGCACUGGUGGAACAGCUUGGCCAACAGAGACUGGAGUCACAUGACCUCCAGAGGCUUCAUCAGCUCUUCCAGCUAUCAGACAUACCCAUGGAGAAAUUGCUUCCUGUCUUCUUGACUGUUGUGAAAAAUGCACAGGUGCGACCCCAGCAUUACGUGACGUUCCCAGCACGGUCCCUGCCCAACCCCCGGGACUCGAGGGAAGAUCUCCUUGACAGUGGCACACAGGGGACCCUCACCAGCAACCUCAGUCCCCUGAUCCAGUCCAUGAGGUCUGUCUUCCUGGUGGCUGCUCCUCAGGCAGAAAUGGCGGUUGCAAGCCCUUUUGAGCAGGAAGUGUGGUCCAAGUGUGCGCUGAAGCUCAACCUGCAUGACUCCUUGACCUGGCCCCCUUUCCAAACAGGGCUCACCCUGACCAUGUGGAUGUGUCUGGAGAACAGGGCCCUACACAGGCAAGGGCCCAACCUGCACAUGUAUGACCUUGAACUUGGUGACAGGUUUACCACUGUUGGGGAGGAAGUCACCCCACCGCCAGGUCACAUGACAGGAUGUCUGCAUGUGGUCUCCAUAGGAACCAGAGAGAAGAUGCUGGAGGUGUGGACAGCUAUAGCCAGUGGGUCCUUAAUAUUCAGGCUGACCAGCGAGUGCAGUGACACAGGUCUGGUGGUUCAGGAGAGCACGCUGACUGGAGUGCUCCCCCCUGUUACCUGGCAACACCUUGCCAUCAGCUACCUGGAGGAGCUGGAUGGCAGUACCCUCACUGGCAAGGUGAACCUUCUAUUGGAUGGCUGGCAGAGUCACAGUUUUGUACUGGACCAUCCGUUUGCUGCCAUCCGCUCACGCCCCAAGUCUGCACAGCUGCCUGCAUUCCUCUGUGUCGGCCAUGUUGUAUCCGACCCCCAUAUCUCACAGCUGGGGAACUGGAGUGUUGGCCAGAUGAUGGUGUUCAAAGGUGCCUCAUUACCAAAGGAUGCCCUGUUUCACCUGUACACACUGGGACCUAACAACCGCAGCACAUUGAAGUGUGACUCCAGCCCUGCCCGUGGAUCAUACGCCCCACACCUUCACAAAAAUGUGGUGGCACAUUCCAGAAUCCCUUAUGAGAAGCUUGUACAGAACCAUGCUAUGGACCUCAGGAAUUUAAGACAAUAUUUAAUCUUCUCCUACGACCCAAGGAAAGGUCCAGCAGUAUUUUUUGAGUACCAAAUCAUAGGCAAACAUGAACUUCCUGUCAACCAGUUGACCUCAAAUGACCCCAUGUUGACCCAGCAGGCAAAGGUCGUGACCCCAGUAUGUCAAGGUCACCUCCAUAGCAACGGUUUCACAGAUCUGGAGAAGGCAGUGGAUGGAUCUGGAGGAAUUGCAUCAUUUUUGUUCCUAGUUGCCAAGGUGUACGAAAAGUGCCCGGAGUCAUUCCCAGGCAACCAGUUGUCACCAACGCGGGUAGAGCAAGCCCAGGCGGAGGUACUGAGGGUCCUGUUGUAUGUGAUCCAGCACUCUUCCCACCUCCACCAGGAGUACACCAGUCUGCAGGGCCACGACCUCCUGUGUAAGGUGCUCACCAGCUCCCGAAGUGUGCCUGGUCUGCUCAUAUUGAAGGUGCUGUUUGAUGCAGCAACGACAGAGACGUUAUUCAAAACCACAUUAUCCACUUUGGAGCUCAAUCUUAAGCCAAGAACAGACACUGUGAUAAGAGAUAUCUCCAUCAUAGAACAUCUCAUACUAGACUGGAGAAUCUGGGAGUCAAGCGCAGGGUUUAUGGGGUCAAAAGGGGUCAUGGAAGUUGUGUUUGCAGCCCUGGCGAAUUUGGUCUCUGAAGAGCACCCAUAUCAAGAGUAUAACAUCAAGCACUUUGUGGCCAUAAAUAUUGUGAGCAAAAUCUUCAAGAUAUAUCAGGAGCGCAUACAGGAUGGAUUUCACGCCCUCCCAAUUUCGGUGAGUGGUCACGUGAUCUCCAUCAUCCAGAACCUGUCAGGCUCGCCCCCAGACAGUCACCUGAUCACAGAGAUCUGUCACUUCCUGUUGCUCGCCCACCCGGCCGCCUUUACAUACAUCAACCACAUGCGGAUGUCGUUCUACUUCAACCUGCCAUGGACGCAGCCUGAUGCUGUCCCGGGGCUGAGGUGGCGGGUGGGACAGAUGAGGGCGCUAGAAGGGGACGCCUUACCAUCCCAUAGCACUCCUAUUAAGAUGGGGUUUUCAGGAAAUGAAGAUCCAGAUAUUGUCUCAACCAUUUCAUCAAUGAGACAUCUAGGUCCGGAGUUUGAGUCUGCGGUGCCUGAAAAAGCCCAGGAGGCCAUUGCGAGCCAACAGGAUGGAGGAAGCAACCUGGCCACUGGAGACAAAUCACACAGUGAAAUGCUUAUUGAUAAAAGUUAUGGCAAAACAACAACUGCUGAGUCAGAAAACGAUUUUAUAGAGUUAAAAACCAUGGACACCAAUUUUGAACAGGCUGGUGGCAAAACAAAUUUUGAAACUGUUUUUUUUAGCGAUGAUAAAGAUUUACGUGAUAUGGAACCACAUGACACGUCGUUAAAAUUGUCGCCCAGAAUACCAGAAAAUUUUGAAACUUUGUAUAAGAGUGUUACUGAGGAGGAAGCUAGUUAUCUGGAUGAUGUGGAAAAAAACACUGACAUUGAUGAAGACUUCCAGGUCAUAGAAACUGACGCACAGCCUGAAGAUUCCAUUGCCUCUGAAGAAAACGCCAAAAACAUGUCCUUGAACUUUGACGAUGAAAAUGCAGAAAUGGUUAAACAGGAGGAGGGAUUGACAGCUCUGUGUGUUGGCUUACUGCGUCAUCUCUCUUCCUUGAUCCAGAUUAUGCCAGACAAAAUGGUGGAAGAAAUGUUUUGUACAUUGGCAAUCAAUCCACAUAUCUUCAUCGUCCUGGCCCAAAACAGCUCUUCAGAAGUUAGAGACAGUUGUAUUCAGGUCUUGUGGCAGUACUUGAAGCGCAGUUCCAGCAGUGAGCUCGAGCCAUUUUUCAAGAUGGAAGGCUUCCACCUGCUUGCUGCCCAGCUGUUCCAGUUCCCCACCCACACCAGCCAGAUGGAAACGGCAUUCUCUAUUCUCAUGCAGAGAAAAUUUAACAUAGAUGAUGGAUUUUAUCCAGAAGAAGUGAUAGAAGACGUGGGUCGUAUCCAGCAGGGGGCUGUCCCAUUGGUGCUUGGCUUGCUUGGCAACUGUACUGGCGACCUGGCCCUGUGUCACAACAGCCUCCAGCUGUGUUGCGGGCUGUUUGAGAGGUCGGAUGUCAUCUCCGUUAUGAUGAUGGAGCAGGGACUGCUGGAGGUGCUGGCUAACAUGCUUGUCACCCUGCUGCAGACUAGGUCAAGGAACACAGACGUAGAGGGGAUGGACGAGAAUGAAAUACUGGUGACUGACCUUAGAGACUUUUUCAAGGUCAUUGCUCUGAAGGAAUUCAGUUCAAAAGGGGAUGAACACUACCUGCAGUUUGAGGGUGUCUUGCUGCUACUGCUGCAUAUGGAGUACAGGUGGAUACAAACACAAGGCAUUGACAGCAAGGAGGUUAAGGCUGUAAGAACAAUAGUGUACCACGUGGUGGUUGCCAUACUGGACCUUGUGGAGAAGACAAGUGAGGAAAUCAGUCAGCAGUCAUUUAGUCUGUUCAGCAAACCAGCAACCAGUCUGAGGCAGAGGUCCAGUCAGAGUGUCAGCUAUGCCCUCACUCCCCCUGCAUCCCGCCCACCUCUCUUGCCCCGCCGCACAUUCUCCACGCAUCCGAAUGUCUUCUUUGCACCUGGAUUCCUUGCCCAGUCCCAUCUGUCAGCCUGCAAGAAAACGCCCGGCAGUAAUUUACACGCAGAUCUCCCCUAUGGCGCUGAGACCAUCAUGACAAGCGGUUCUGGGGGAGACAGUGAUAGCGGCUUGUAUGAUUCUGCAACUUCUGGCAGCGCCCAUACUGUGAACAUUCCCCCCGCAAAUACGAAAGUCAAGCGGGCUACAUCUCUGGAUGUCAGCAAAGGGAAAGUAAUCCAGAGGAGCGAUUCUCUGCUGCAGGCAGUGCUUUCUCAGAUCGGAAAAAAGAAGAAGCAGGCCACGGAGCCCAUUUCCCAGAGUGAUCUCAUUGAUCGACUCAAGAAAGUGGUCACAUUUGCAACAGACAUCACCAUGUUUUCUGAACGUAAGCCCCAGAAGGAGCACAGGAGGCUGCUGUUACUGCAGAUCCCUGCAGAGAGCAUAGAGGGAGGCUUCCUGAAGAGACUGUUUUCAUUCCUGUAUCGUGCAUUUGAAGCUACCAUGCCUCAGGACAAGAGUUUCAACACCGGUGGCAAGAAGACCAAGAACGUUAUCAUGUGGGGGGCCAAGGACGUACUCAGGGUGCAGCUGGGUCGCCUCCUGUCCUCCAUGUUGUCUGACAGACAGGACUUCGUACACCGUGUGUGGGUUGUGGCCUUCAUUGCAGGGGAGCCUCGUAUGCAGGAAAUCCUGAGACUGCUUGUCAACACACCUGACUGGGGCAACGAACUUGCCUUCCACCUGUACGACCUCCUGAAGCACCACUCAGGCUCGUUGUCCCAGCAACAGGUGGAAGACGGGUCACGCUUGAUUAACCUCCUCAGCAGCAUGAGGUGUGAGGUAUGGUCACCGUCAGCGAAACUGUCUGCCAUUGAGCUGGAACGCCUGCAAGAGAGAAAAAAACUGAUGGCAGAAUAUUGGGAAGGUCAGGCCAAAGAUUGGUUCAAGAAAGUGAUGUCUCUGAGCAGACGUCAUCGUCAAUUUGAUAUUUUGGCCACACGUCUGACAGAAAGUGCGAUGGAAGUCACGCAGACGGUAACCCAGAUUCAGACAAGCCUGCGCAAACGUUUCAUUGAGUACAUCAGACAGAAGAAAACCACCGGCAUACAGGUGAAGAAACAGUGGCAGGACGUUGUGCAGAAUCUCACUCAUGAGAGGGCGCUGUGGCAUGACCCCGCCUCCUAUCCGUUGUCAUGGCAACUGAACCCCACUGAGGGCCCCUCAAGGGUCAGAAAGAGGCUGCAGAGGGGGCACCUUGGCAUCAAGUCAAAAUUCCUCAAGAAGGAGCUCCAGCAUAAACUGGCAUCAGAGACUGUUGAUCCGCCCCUUGUAUACCUGUUUGAAGACGACCAUCAGAUAUCAGACUCUCUUGCCCUCAUCUAUCAGCUUCAUAGGAACAAAAAAAUCAGGUUCACAAGCACAUGCCGAGCUGUGUCUCCAAUAGGGGAGAGCAAGGGCGAGUUACUCAUUGGUGAGGACAGUGUGUACUUUGUAGCUGACGAGGCCAUCUCUGACGCAAACUAUACGCAGGUGUUGCUAGGCAACAGAGACCAGCUGUCCAUGACCUGGCCCUUCGAGGACAUUUUGGAGAUCCACAAGCGCUGGUACGAACUUACUGACACUGCCCUGGAGAUAUUCCUCACCAGUGGGAAGACCUGCCUGCUGGCCUUUAACUCUGCCAAGGACAGGGAUGAGCUGCUGUCACAUUUGCAGCGACUGGAAUUUCCCAAUAAGAGGAACACCAUCAACAUACUGGACGCUCUGUAUAACUGGGAAAAUCGAAACAUCACCAACUUUGAGUAUUUGACAGAGCUCAACAAGCUUGCAGGUCGAUCGUUCAACGAUCUCAUGCAGUAUCCCAUAAUGCCUUUCAUCCUCCGAGACUACACGAGUGCCAGUAUUGAUCUCAGAGAUAUUGCCAUUUACCGCGAUUUGUUAAAGCCUGUGUCGGUCCAGGACCCUUCCAACGAGCAUAAAUUUAAGAGGAAUUAUGAUUUCCUGAAGGCGGAGUUUGACAAGUAUGGAAAGGAAGGCAUGACGGGGCUGCGUGUUAGCCCCUAUCACUACGGCAGCCAUUACUCCAACAGCGGCAGUGUGCUACAUUUCCUUGUCAGGCUUCCACCUUUCACUAAAAUGUUCCUGGAAUUCCAAGACCAGAACUUUGACAUUCCUGACCGCUCGUUUCACAAUGUGCACACAUCAUGGCGCUUGUCUAGUGCCGAGUCCAACACAGACGUGAAGGAGUUGAUACCUGAGUUCUUCUACAUGCAUGAGUUCCUUGUAAACAAUGAAGGAUUUGAAUUUGGAGUGCGACAGAAUGGAGACCUGGUGAAUGACGUGGUCUUGCCCCCCUGGUGUAACAGGAACGCUCGACUGUUCACAUUCAUACAUCGCCAGGCCCUGGAGUCGGAUCACGUGAGUGAGAACAUCGCGUCCUGGCUAGACCUUAUCUUUGGUGCCAAACAGCGCGGCGAGGAGGCUGUGCGGGCCAUAAACGUCUUCCAUCCAGCAACGUAUUUUGGUCUCGAUGUGAGCAGCGUGAAGAAUGAACUGGACAGGAAGGCCAUACAGACCAUGGUGCAGACGUAUGGGCAGACGCCAAAACAACUGUUCUUGACCAAACACCCUCUCAAGAAAGCCAAUAUCAACAGGAUAGAAACACAGAAGUCGGGACUGGAACUGCCCCAUCUGAAAGUAUCUGGUUUGAAGUGGGGCAGCUACCUGGGCUCCCCAGAUUGCGGGCCCCCCACGGUAGGGUGGGAGCAGACAUUCACCUCCCACGUGGGUACCCUGGUGGCCCUGCCCGCACCCAGACUGGGGUCAGACAGCGGACUCAUGUUUGGGCUCAGCCCUCACUGCUGUCUGUUGUACAGGCAGAGGCAGGAGAAACAUAGUGUCACGGUCACAGAGAGUCCAUCAGAUGUGACGUGGGUAGCCAUCUUGACAUGGAACCAGAAGGAUGGCCUCAUACGUAUCAUCACCAACACCAGGGGUGUUGCCAUCAACUGUAUCCAGUACAACAAGUCAGACGAGAUCAGCUGUUGUGUGGCAGAGGCGGACUGUCGACACUUGUUUGUGGGCGGCACUUCAGGGCUAAUUUCUGUGUACAAGACUCGCCUGAACCAGGAGAACUUGCUUCAAGUGCUAGACCAGCCCCGCUGCCUAUACAGUCACGGGGACAGUGUGAACUGCAUUGUUGUGUGCAAGCCCUACAGCGUGAUGGUUAGCUGCAGUAAGGACAGGACCUGCAUCAUCUGGGACCUCAACAGGCUUUCAUACGUCAGGUCCAUUACCAGCCAUAAAGCCAGUGUGACAGCUGUGGCCAUCAGCAACACACUUGGAGACAUUGUCAGUGUCAGCAUCUAUGACAUGAAGAGUCGUCUGCACCUGCACACUAUCAACGCUGAGCUGGUAGCCAUGGCAACGUGUGAGGACACAAUUAAGUGUCUGGCCUACACGGAUGAACCCGAGGGCGUCUCCAUCAACCUGAUUGCGGGAGGCUUGUCAUCGGGCGUUAUACGGCUAUGGUGCAGCUGGGAUCUCACCCCUAUCAGGGACCUCAGGCAGACCCCACUGAUCCCUAUUGUCAGGUUGGGAACUUUGUGUAUCUCUUGCUAUAGCUCAAUUUGUUAA